Messenger RNA from Paramecium octaurelia, 2142 nucleotides. The record is from the annotation of a GenBank genome assembly. Lineage: Eukaryota; Ciliophora; Oligohymenophorea; Peniculida; Parameciidae.
AUCUCGAGAUUAUUCUAUUAGGUAGCAUUUUUAAAUCUUAACCAAAAUAUCACCGGCAUUAAUAUUAUUUAUGGUUAAGAUGCUCGAAUUUCGAAUUCAUUUCGCGACCCAAUUUGGAAAAGCUCUUUAUCUUACAGGGGAUUCAGAUAUUUUAGGUAAUUGGGAUCCAAAAAAAGCUAUAAGAAUGAAUUGGUCAGAAGUAUAUGUUAAUAUCUAAUUUAUAGGGAAAUAUUUGGAAAUUUGAAAUUUAGGCUCAUAAUUUCCAAUACAAAUAUUUUGUUGCUAAUUAUGAUGAUGCUGCUUCUGAUGUAAUUUGGGAACCUGGUCCUAAUAGAGCUAUAUUCUAGCACCAAAAAACAAGCUUAAGUACAUAAAUCAGCAUUAUAGAUAGAAAUUUUGGACUUCUGGAACUAUAGAGAAGUUUAAUUUUAUUGCAAUAAUCCUCAAAAUCAUUAAGUUUAUAUUACAGGAUCAGCUUAUUCUUUGACUUUAUUUAAAUAAUUCAAAAAGAUGAACCACUACAAUAAUGAAGUAACAUUUAACAUCCUGAUUAAUCCAUGUAACGAAAAAGUCAUCAAAUUUCGAUGCUAGCUCAAUAAUUAAGAAGAUCUGAUGACUGAAAUAGAAACAGUUUGUUUUGAUGACCAAAGUAAAAAUUUAAUUUAGCUUAGAUUAAUAUAAAAAUAAUGUUCUAUAAAUAAAAUGCCAAUUAUUAGAUGCUUUAAUUAAGCAGUUAGAAGAGGAGUAAAGGAGAAUUAUUGAAGAAAAAAGAAGAAUUGAAGAAGAGAGAAGAGUUUAAGAAGAGAGAAGAAUUUAAGAAUAGAGAAGGAUAGAAGAAGAAAGAAAGAGAGUCGAACAAGAAAAUAUCAGAAAGUAACAAGAGGAAAAAGGGAGGUAAAUUAUAUAAUAAGACUUAUAACCAGUAAGUUAAUAAAUAUAAACAUAAUAAGAAAUUCGUUCAAAACCAGUUUAGCAAUAGAUCUAAAUAUUAAGUUAAGAGCUUAAUAAAUUAGAUUAUAAUAAUAAUCUUACAAAUAAUUAAAAAUAAUACCUUAAAAGCUAAUAUUAAUAAUAACUAAUUGCAAAAUUAAAAGAUUAUGGUGAAGCUAAAUCAAUUCCUCAUGUAAGAUAGAAUAUUGAAACUUCAAACCCUGAAGUGGCACUUUUUGUUUUAAAAGAAUCAUUAUUAAGGGAUUAAAAUAUAGCAUUAUUAGCAACAAGUAGGUAAUACUCAUUUGGAUUUGAUUCAAUACUAGGAUCUUAUGGUUAAGAUUAAUCUUGUUUAAAAGUUCGAAAUACAAAUCUUGAUUAUGAUAAAAUUGUGAAUGACAAUCGAUUAUUAUAACACCAUUUAUUAGAAUUUAAGUAAAAAUUAUCAAGUUCACUGAAUAUUUCAACUGAUUAAAUUGAAAUUUUAGGAGUAUCAAAGGGAAGCUUUGAAAUUAGUUUUAAUAUUACAGGAAAUGAUCCGGAUUCGAUUUAAUAACAGAUUAAAAAUAAUCCAAAUGCUAAGAAAUUCUUAGAUGAGUAUUGUAAUGGAAGAGUAGAAUAUGUAGCAUACUUUGAUCGUGCAAAUAACUAAGCAAAAGAGAAAGCCCUUUCUUUUGAUGAUUUUAAUCCUUCACACAAUAUGAGUUGGGAUGGUUUUCAUGAGAAAGAAUAGAGAGGACCUCCUUAUCAUAAAUAUGAUUAUUAUUUUCCAAGAGGUUGCUACGGAUUUGGUUUAAGGGUAAAAAAUUAUGGAAAUGAUGAUUGGAUAAAAAUGGAUGGUAAUCCUAAUGAAUGGAGAAUUAUGUAUCAUGGUACUAAAUAAGUUGCUGUUAGAUCAAUUACAAAAGAUAAUUUAAAACCUGGUAAAGAAAAUUAUUGUGCUAAAUAUGAUUGCUUAGAUGAGGAUGGUAAAACUGUGAAGGUAGGAAAUGGAAUUUAUUUUUCAAACGAUUUUAAGGUCUGUAUUAACGAUGGAUAUGCUAGCUACACUUAGAUUGGUUCAAAAUAAUUUGCAGUGAUCUUUAUGUCAAGAGUAAAUCCCAAAAAAGUUAGACAUGGAGGAAAUUAUAUGAGAGAUAAUUAAUACUUUGUUGUUAAUGAAUCGCAAGAUGUUAGACCAUAUAGAAUAUUAUUACAUGAAAAAAAAUGAAG